Miscanthus lutarioriparius is the source of this 456-nucleotide messenger RNA. Lineage: Eukaryota; Viridiplantae; Streptophyta; Magnoliopsida; Poales; Poaceae. The record is from the annotation of a GenBank genome assembly.
AUGGCGGAUUCGAAGGCCACUGCGGCGGUCACCCUCCGCACGCGCAAGUUCAUGACCAACCGCCUCCUGUCCCGCAAGCAGUUCGUGCUCGAGGUCAUCCACCCCGGCCACACCAACGUCUCCAAGGUCGGGGAUCUCGUCCUCUCCUCGUUUCUCGGUGAUGUUCGGCGGGAUCUUGAUGAGAGGCUGGCAAAGCUCUACGAGGUGAAGGACUCCAACUGCAUCUUCGUCUUCAAGUUCCGAACCCUCUUCGGAGGCGGCAAGUCCACCGGCUUCGGACUCAUCUACGACAACCUCGAGGCCGCCAAGAAGUUCGAGCCCAAGUACCGCCUCAUCCGGAACGGCCUUGCAACUAAGGUAGAGAAGUCACGAAAGCAGAUGAAAGAACGUAAGAACAGGGCAAAGAAAAUCCGCGGUGUGAAGAAGACAAAGGCUGGAGAUGCCAAGAAGAAGUAA